Messenger RNA from Zea mays, 1475 nucleotides. RefSeq names its product putative nuclease HARBI1. The transcript is spliced from 3 exons. The coding region runs from base 192 to 1469 and encodes 425 amino acids. Lineage: Eukaryota; Viridiplantae; Streptophyta; Magnoliopsida; Poales; Poaceae. The record is from RefSeq and is a predicted model, not a curated record.
AUAGAAGGCUUAUUUGGCUACAGCGUAGGAAAAAGUAAAGGAAGUAAGAAGUUUGAAAUAUCAUUUUUUUUAAGUUUGAAACUAGCCGUUGUUGCUGCGUGCUCACGAGGCUCCCUAGCCGUUGCGUUACUGCAUACAGGUGUAUAUAUAUAUAUAUAUGCGCUCAUCAGCUUGCUGCCUCUCACUCUCUCAUGCCAACAACUUCAUUUCCACAACAGCAAGCAAAUCCUUCUACAGGCUACUUGAUUGUCUAUAUAUCUUGCAUUCGGUUGCACAAAGUACCCAUGAAUCCAACGAACUAUCGUAGAUCACAAAGUGAGGAUGAGUUUGUCUUUUUUGUUCUUCCUACCUUACAAGUAGAAUCAUCACACUCAUCUGAGAAGAGGCCUAUGCAUACAUCAGAAAUGACAGGGGCUCGACGAGUUACAGAGAUAUUAACAGGACAUGAGAGUUUAUGCAAAAGACAUUUCCGAAUGGAGGUUGGAAUUUUUCAAGCCUUGGUCAAUAAAUUGCGUGAAAAAAAUCUCCUUGCUGAUACAAGAGCAAUUGCAGUGGAAGAGCAAGUUGCUAUUUUCUUAUAUGCAAUGGCAAAAAAUGCAAGUAAUGAAACCUUACAAGAAUUUUUUCAACAUAGUGGAGAAACAAUUAGUCGACACUUUGCAGCGGUUCUUGAUGCAAUCACACAGCUCACAUGUGUCUACAUAUGUCCACCUUCCUUGCAACCCCAUCCAAUCUUAAGCAGACCCCAAUUUUACCCCUUUUUCCAGGACUGUAUUGGUGCUAUAGAUGGUACACAUGUUCCAAUGACCAUUCCAUUACAACAACAAGAGCCAUACAGGAAUAGGAAGCAGACCAUCUCACAAAAUGUUAUGGUCGCUUGUGACUUUGAUCUGAAAUUUGUACAUGUGCAUGCUGGCUGGGAGGGAUCAGCAUCAGAUGCAAGGGUUCUACAAGAUGCACUUACCCAUGGAUUUCAUAUACCUCAUGGUAAAUUUUAUCUCGUAGAUGCUGGUUAUGCAAAUACACCACAAUUUCUUGCACCAUAUCGUGGCACUAGGUACCAUAUACAAGAACAGGGGAGAGCUCGUCAAAGGCCACGAGAUUACAAGGAACUAUUCAACCUUCGCCAUGCACAACUACGCAAUCAUAUUGAGAGAACUAUUGGUAUUCUGAAAAUGAGAUUUCCUAUUUUAAGAACUGCGUCUCGCUACCCAGUUCAAAAGCAAAUUGACAUAUCUGUUGCCUGUUGUGUUCUACAUAAUUUCAUACGUCUACAUAAUGGUGACAUGUCAUGGUCAAACAAUGAUAUCAUGGAGAUUGAUCCACGCCAAAUCGUUGAUGUGCCAAGUGGAGAUAACAAUUAUCAUAGUGACAUACAAGCAUUUAAUUACUCUAGAGAUGCUGGAAAUCAAAUGCGAGAUCAUAUAGCAGAACAGAUGUGGGCACAAUAUUCAGCGCGAAGAGCUUAACAUAAU